This is a messenger RNA of Amoebophrya sp. A120, 14189 nucleotides long. The record is from the annotation of a GenBank genome assembly. Lineage: Eukaryota; Dinophyceae; Syndiniales; Amoebophryaceae.
GUUAUGCCCAUCAUGUGUGUAGAAGUUUGUGACUCUGUGAGGAUAUUGAUUGUCGAUUUAUUUUGCAACACGGACCAAUUUCGCACGAUUGUACAGUAGCUUUGUGGAAGUAUUAGUUGACAACUUCUAAAGCUCAAAUUAACACUAAUCUAUCAUGGCUUCCUCCAAGCAGAGGCAGCGGCAGCCCGUCGCUAGUACAAUUGCCGAGGCUUCCAAUAAAUGUGGCGACACUUCUUCGGGUUCGAGUUCCGCCGAGCAGGAUGUUUCAACAGCGACGACACCAGGCACCAGCAAUUCAAAAAAACGCCCGGCGUCAAAGAUUACGAGCAAGCGAAGUAAUUCCAAAGAAAGCGUUGAGGCUGGCGCGGCAACAUCCUCAGGGAAAGACAAAGACAAAAACAAGGAGAACAAUGCGAAACCAAAUAAGCGCCGCCCCCGCCAUGAGAUCAUCGCGGCUUGGAGCAGCAAUUUUGUCGUCGUCGCAAUCCUUGCGUAUGGCGCUUUUAUCGCACGGAACUUUUACCAGAUGUGCUACCUAUCCAAUGCAAAAAUGUCUAGGUCUGGAAGCAGGAAGCAGCUUGUAAUGCUACCUUUGGAAUCUACAUAAAAUCUGUAUUGCAUGAACAGCAAAAGAGUCCCAACUUUUGCUACGCGGAGAGGGCAUUUCUCAUGCAGUAUGAGCAUCAGAAAGCCAUCGCAGAAUCUCUGAUGCUAGGGCAUGCAUCACAGACCCUACGGGUCAUGCAAAAUCUGCAUGACAAACUCCAGCAUUCUCCGAGACCCAGACAUAUUUGCAUUUCAUACUACCCGAACUUCGAGAAGUUUCACCCAACAUCUGGCGAGGAGGUGCCGUUUUAUGCAACAAAGAGACUGUGUCUGUGUUAGCGUAGCUAGGUGUCUUGUUGGAGUGACAGCAUGACAAACUUGCUCCGCAUGACAAGGGAAGCUUGUCAUGCAUGGCUAGUAGAUACGUGAAAACACACACGAGAAAAGAGAACUUCGUGGGUGUCUGGCAUGACAAUUUUAAACUAUGUUGCAUUUUCUGCAUCACAGACUGACGCCACACUGUACACAGUUUUUUCCCUGCAUACGUUUGUGAAGAACUUUAUCAAAGUCGGAACGGAACUGGAGGCGGUGGUGGAGCUGAUAUCGGGGGAAGGAGCUGCGGGUGGAGGAAAGACAACAAGUAGUAGAGGUUCUUCAUCAACAUCAUCAGACAGUCAAAGCCGAAAAGAGGUUUGGCGGUUCGAUUUCAAGUAUGAUUGGGACGAUUUGAUCCCUGCGAGGGAUGGAACAUCAAGUGCUAGCAGCGCUGCUGCAACCGCAUCAGAAACCACAGCCGAGGUCGGCAAAAACACGGACAAGAAAUCUACCUCCACCAAGUCUGUCGACAAGAAAUCCCUCGAGAAAUUGAACAUUCCGAUCAGCAUUCCGGUGGAGGAGGUGUUUGCACCAGAAACCGAGCAACAGAUCCAAAACGGAAACAAAUUCUACCGGGUGAAGGAGAAGUUUUUAGAAAUUACGGUCCGGGAAAAGCUGAAAGACACGACCACUUCUUCGAAAACGCGAAAACCCGUGAAAAUCGCCACGGCGAGGGCGUCUUUGUUGAAAUACGUGAAAAAGGAACCCGAGGAGAUCAAUAACUGGACGAAACGGCGGUACAAUUUGUUGAUUCCCUACAACUUUCAACAACUGACGGAAACAAGAACAGAAGCCACAGAGGAACAGCAGCCUCAGAUUGUCGAACAACCUCAGAAAAAGUUCCACAUUCUCCUUGACGAGUACAACGAGUUUGAGGUAUGCCUUGCAAAUAUGACUGGGUCCGGAAGGGUGCAAGGUUUAUCAUGCUUGUUUGGCAUGACUAAAAAGUUUGUGAUGCGUGUCCAAGAAGAGAUCCUUCUGCUUGUCAUGAAAAAACGCAGUUUUUCCUGCGAAAAACGCAACACAAAGCGACGCAGAUAUUUCUCAUGCGUGGCUGUGCAUCUCAGAGCAUUCACUACUCCCAACGCAGCAUUACAAGUUUCUAGACCCAGACAUAUUUGCAGUUGAUAUGAGGAGAUUAACUACGACAAAAACUGGUUCGAGCAGCAGGAAAAGCUUUGCCCGGAGAAAAAAGAGGUGCUGCAGAAAAAGCAGAAAUUCGAUAAGGAGAACGAAGUUUUCAAAAACGAAUUUUCCGUGAUCCGAGGGUUGCCGAAGAUGCAAUUGAAACUCGUCUUUGACGUAUCCCGUGUAAAAACGUCCCCACCUCAUACCAUAGUCAAGUUGGUACAUCUGCAAUACAAAUCUCCAAGCUUAGGGAGUUUCGCAUGACAAGGUUCCAUCUGUAGUCUAGUGCUGUUUAGCAAGGGCAGCUGCAUGAGAGAGCCAGGUCCUCAUCCUUUUUACAGCAUCACAAAGUCCAAAACACGAUUGGAAACGCCUCUCAUGGAGAUGCGCAUUACAAAUGUUCCUGUCAUUGCGUGUUGGCAUGACAGCUCUGGGGUGGGGACGUUUUUUCUUGCGAUAUGACGAAGACGAGUAUCCCUGGUACUACUUUUUCGACCGGCCGCCGAAAUCGACGAAAGGCGUAUCCACUGCAAAUAUGUCUGGGUCUGGAAGGAUGGAACUUGUGAUGCAAAUUUCAGACAACACAAAGAUCUGUCAUGCAUGAACGGCAAACGCAGCCCAAAACGUGGCACCUAAAGGGGCAAUUUGUCUUGCAAAUUGGGCACUACGACAUCUUCUCAAGACGUGCGAUGCUAGGCCUCGCAUGCCAGACCUGCUAGGUCAUUCAAAAGCAGCAUCACAAACAUAUACACUCAUCCAGACCCAGACAUAUUUGCAUUUGAUACGGCGGAAAGCGGUAUUACCAGCCGAUGGCGGAGGUGGACAUGUUUUGGCUGACCGAUGACCAGUUGACGACUUUUAAUGGGGAAUAUGACAGUGCACAACUCGACCUCCCCCCCUCAUUUGUCGUGCAAAAUACUUAAUCUACCCUUUGCCUCUUGGCACUGCCUGCAUGACAAGUUCUGGUAGGCCAAAUUGCACUACACUCCAGUGCAAAUUUGUCAUGCAAAACCGGCAUUCUUGCUGAUGCUUGCAUUGCCGUUCAUGCUAUGCAAAUGAGGGGGAGGGGGAGUUGUGCACUGUUAUAGGGAAUCGUUAGAAGUGAUGAACGACGGGAAUGUGGAUGACGACGACAAACCAGAAAACCAGGGUAUUACAACGAAAAAUGCCCCCACCCCCAAAGUUGCAAAAAUUUGUGAUGCGAAGUUUCCAAAUGAAGUCUUUUUGUCAUGCAUGAAAGGAGUGCGAAUCUUUCUGAUGCAGGGUCUAGGCGUAUAUCGCAUCGCUUGCAUGACAAGCGCCGCUCUUGCUGGGGUCUCUUGCAAUGCAGACUUUUGCUCUUCACAGUUGGAAAUCUGUGAUGCAGAUAGAUGCAAGAUGGCGAAUGUUUCAUUUGGAAAGGUUUGCAAUACAAAUGCUCCCAAGCUCGGGGGUGGGGGCACUUUUCAUUGUAAUACAGGGCAUUUUACCAACCUGGCUGUCCAAGGCGCUUUCAUCGUUAUUCUCCUCCGGAGGUAGUACAACCACUACUGCCGCUCAAAGUCAAAGCAAAACCACAACCAGCCUGACAGCAGCACGAGAAGAUGUUGAACGAAAGCCGAAGAUAACUUUAUCCGAAGACAGCCAAACGGGGCAGAAAUCGCUCAACUUCACCACGUCGCUCCAUUUCUCGCUGAUGUCCGCCCCGCGGUGGCGGUUUCAGAAAACCAUGGAGGAGAGACUGCAAGCGACGUCGGCCAGCUUCGGGGAAAACAGCGAAGAGGCGUUGCAACUACGGGAUUUGUUCGCGAAUACCAGCCCGACCUUGCUGAUCGUAACGCUGGUCGUGUCGAUUCUACACACGAUUUUCGAGUUCCUAGCCUUCAAGGCCGACGUGCAAUUCUGGAGUAACCAAUCCGCCGAGACGUUGAACAAGUACGUUUCGGUAUCCUGAGGAAAAGCGUCCCCACCCCAGAGUUGUCAUGCAGAUUUGCAAUGACAAGGAAAUUUCUGAUGCGCAUACCCAUGUUAGACAUUUCCCCUUGUGUUUUGGAAUUUGUGAUGUUAUGCACAGGAUAAGCAGAUGGAUCUGUGAUGCGGCUGCACUUGCUAACCUGCACUACACUACGGAGUGCAACUUGUCAUGCGUGACUCCCGCCCUCGCUGGCAGGCUGUCGCCCCCCCACCUUGCCUUACGAGCAAGGGGGGUGAAGCAAACUAGGCAUGGAAAAUACGGGGCCACAGCCUGCAAGCCCCUCCCCCCCUCCCCCAGCAGUCAGGGUCCAGCUAAGUUGCAAAUCAGACGGCCCAGCAAGAAGCCGUGAAAGAGAACGCGACUAGUUUCAGUAGUACGAAGGACGUGUAGUGCCAUUGCAAGUUGUCAAGCAGUCCAUCCAAACCAUGAGACGCCGCCUUGUAUCAGUCCCUCUCCUUCUCCUUGGCCACAAUGGCGCAGCGACACGGAGCUCAAAGACGGUGAGUUCACCUCGGAGGACGGGCGAGAUGGCGGCGGUGCGGCGCGAAAUCGUAGAGCAGCUGGAGGAGAAGCUGCCGAUGAUAGAGGACCCGGCAGCGGCGGCAGCAGCAGCAGCGCGGGACGAUGACGACGCCACAAUGCCGCAACUAGUAGAACCGGCCCCGCCCGAGCUGGACCCAAGCCGAAUCGCGAUCGCCGACCAGAGCCGGGCGUUCGUGCUGGCGCCGGCCCUUAUCCCGGCGGGCUCGAGAACAAUCCUGAGAAAGGUACAUGAGGCGGCGCCGAAGCACAUCGCGGCGGCAAUUCGCGCGGCGAACGAGCACGAGCUGCUCCUGGAGCUCGGCCCGCACUGCCUCCGCAUCAUCCAGCGGCCGGCGCACGAAGGUGAGCUAGAAGCAGACCGCACCCGCGCAGCAGGAAAGGCAUUGGCGGCCGGGGUGGCGGUGCCCGGUGGGGCAAAGCGGUACAAGGAAGCAGUCCCGCUAGCCAUCUGGAGGGCAACAGGAAGCAAAGUAGGUCCUCUGGCCGGGACCUAUACAAACCACCCGGACUACCGGGACAUCCCCUGCAGUGCUGCCGUGGUCGACGCCCUGGCGCUUCGGCAGACAGACCACGCAAUUGGACUGGACCCGCGCAACCAUAGCAGGCUCGCAGCGGGUACCCUGAAAAACGCGGGCGGAUUUGCGGCGAACGAAUGGCCGUUGGGGGACCCGGGAGUGUGCAGUGAGGACCCCGACAUCCGCAAGUCCGAUAACCCCGACGACCUGGCAGUCGUCAAAGGAAAAGCGUUGCAGAAGCGGCUUGAGAGGGCGCCGCCCGACACACCGUUCUGGACCGGCGCCGACAAGCCGGCGCUCGGGGAGGGCGGAGAGGAGGCCAUGAUCUGUGCCCCGGUGCGAAAAGUCUCCCGCACCAGCAUAGCGGCAAACAGACCAACGCCGCACGGCCGGAGCUGCCCCGACUGCGUCGCAGAAGCACAAGAGAUGGCGAAGAACACGAUGGAGGGCAACACGCUCGUCCGCCCGUACCUGGCCAGUUUUCUAGCCCCAGAACGAGUGCCGCCGGCGGUCGGACCGUACACGAACUGGCUCGGCAGUGAAGCGCCGAACCAGGAGAACAUGCGCUACCCCGUAUACAUCCGGACGCCCGAGGUAACAGCGGGAGCAUCAGCAAAAACGAUAUACAAAUGCACCAAGUGCGACGCGGUAGGACAGAUGCCCAGCAUGUUGGCGCACGUGGUUGUAUGCCGAGUGGGGCGGCAUGAGCGGGUAGGCAGCAUGCUGCUCGGCAAACUGAGCGCCCUGGCGGCGGGGGAGCGGGAUGCGGCCACGCACCAAAUAACAACGUCAAAGAAACACCACCUGGCGGAACUGCGGCUCCAGUUGGACGAGCGCCCGCCCCCGCCCGACAUCGAGUGGUCCAAAGGACGGCGCAUGAAGAUCACACUGCUCAACUUGGAUGGCGGACUUCUGACCAACUGGCCGCGCCUCGUGCAUGAGAUCACAGAAGCCGCCCCGCUGGUGGUCGUCGUCAGCGAAGCAGAUCUUCCACAGGACCUCUCCAAAACUGUCAGCGACCUCAUAUACUUGACUCUCCGGGCGCGAUAUUUUAUCUGGAGGGGAACAAGGGCCAUGGCCCUGGUGGCGCACUCCCUCCGCCCGGCAGAGCAGGCAAGGUGCACACAGAUCCCGCUGGCCCCGAGUAUGGCAGCAAUCCUUGUGGCACACGGAGACCUAGCGGGCGAACUAGUGGCGGGAUAUAUCCCUCCAAUCACGGGGGCGACGGGCAGAGACGAAGUGAUGGCGCAGCAGCAGGCGGUGUUGAGGUACCUUUCGGACGCCCCCAAGGACGCAGUCGUGGGGAUCGCAGGCGACCUGAACAUCAGCUCGGGGUCAAUAAUGUUGGAACGCCCAAGGCCCAACCCGUUCCGUUCGGCCUUAGCAGCUGCGGCCGAGGCGCGGGGGAUGCAGUCAGCCCUCCUGCCCAGCGACGUUACCUACCCCGCAGCGGACUCCCAGCCAGAUGCGUUGUUUCUCCGGCCGCACAGCCGGGAAGCAGAACUGUGGACACAACUGAAGCUUCCAGAGUUCCUGCCGGAGAACUGCGCCACGCACAUGCGCAUUGGCUGCGAACUGGUGGCAGCCGAGGAAGACAGAGAGCGCAAAGGGGCCGAGCAAGUGCCAGAGGGCCUCACGCGGCGGCGGGUCUUCCAGUGGACGAGCAUGACGCAGGAGACGCUGAGUAGAGUCCUCGCGCGGGCGUGCGAGGCGGCAAAAUCGGCGAAGAGCUUCUCCGCCAAAACCUUGGCGCACAUACUGAAAACGGAGCGGGCGCCAGUCCGCAAAGCCAAAAUCCCGCCCACCCAUCUGUCGUUGCUUAAAGGCGACGGCACGCUCACAAUGUCGACUCAGGAGAGCAUGGAGGCCUUUCGCGUCCGCCUGUGCGAAGGGAAGCCCGCCGGCAUCCAGCGCACGCCGGAGGAAGAGAAAGCCGUGGCAGCACAGGCGCGAGAACUAAUAGAAGACGCGCCCUCGGUUCCCCUGGAGCCCUCUCUCGAUAUGGCAGUGCGAGCAAUGCGGCGGCUAAACGGAAACGCGGCGGCGGGAGUCGAUGGUGUACCAGUCGCCCUGCUGAAGGCGAGCACGACCCUCGCCUACUUGCUCGUCACCCUGAUCUGCAACGCAAUCAACGCCUUCGAGGAGCCGCCAUGGAGUAAAGAGUGCUUGUUUGUCUUCCUAUUCAAACACGCGAAAGCUGGGGCAACGAGAUUCGUGCCGCGCUUUUGGCGUCCAAUAGCCAUGAUCAGUGGCAUCACCAAGCUAGUCGAGUCGGUGGUGCUCGGCGCGAUAGAAUCCCUGGUGAACGAGUUCCGGGACAACUCGGCAUUCAUCAAAGGCCUCUCGCCAACGGUAGGACUCAUCCGCGCCUUGAUGAAGGCAAUGCAGUCGCGUCGGAAGUGCGUGGGAGUCGUGGUGGGCGACAUAGCAGGCGGCUACGAGAACGCCUUUGUGAUCCACGUGCUGACAGUAUUGAAGGAGCGGGGGGCGUCGCGCCAGAUUCUCCGCGUGGUCUAUCGGUGGAUGUGUGGGCGAACGGGACGAAUAGUACUAUGCGGGCUCGUCUCGCAUGCCUUCCCCCUCGGGGAAGGCCUGGGUCAGGGCACGCUCCUGUCCCCUGCCCUGUUUAGGAUCGUGGUCGAAUAUUGGUUGAACAUAGUGGGUCUCGUCAGCGACUUGUGCGACUGCAUCACUGGCUUCUGCGACGACAUCGGGAUCGUCGUAACGGCCGACACAGAAGCGGAGCUGAAGCAAAAGCUCACGGACAAAGCAGACCGCUUGCGGCGGAUCCCGUACCCGAUCGCUGAUUGGCGCAUAGCGGUUCUCAAAGCCCCGGCGCUGUCGAGUGGAACCAAGGAAGAGCAGGACGCCUUCUUCAGAAGGUUCACGGUGCGGCUCGCGAGUGGCCAGGUCCUCCGGCUCCCGGAAGUGGAGACGCAGUUGGACAGCGGGGCGGGGAAACCCCUACGGGUGGAGAGCGGCAAUGGGCGUAGAAUUAACAGAGCGGCCUAUAUCUCCGUACUGGGGGUGCCGCUAUCACCACAUCCGGAGGCAUGGCUAGCACACCUGGGGAACCUACAGCGCAGGGUCGCAGCAGAGGCAGCGGAAGCCGCUGCAGACGAGGGCAAAACAGUAGUAGAACUAAUCGACCAGUACCAUGCCAAGAUGUUCAACUGCCUGCAAUAUGCCAGCUCGGUGAAGAGCAUUCUCUGCCCGGGUGAGGCCCUGGCACGGCUCGACGCAGUAGCAGAAACCUGCCUCCGCAGAAUGUUGCGCGUUAGCUUCACCGCCCCGGUGUACUCGACCUUCUUUAGUACGGGCGCCGUGAUCCCGAGUACGGCGGCACUAGCGGAGCGCAACGUGCUGAACAUCCAGGCGAUCGCCCUGGAUAACGAUACCUUCGCACAAGAGGCAAAAGUGGAGGAGGUCUGCCCCCUGCGCCGGGAGGGGUGGACCAAGCUGCGCAUCUCCCACACCCUAAAACCCGCCGACCCGCUUCCCGACAACGUCGUCCUGCUGCCGGCUCCUGCAGUGUUCCAACGAUAUGGACUGAAAUUCAGUAAAGAAGAAACGCCCAAGGUGGCGACGCUGGUGAAGGAGGAAUUCGAAAAACUGGAAAAGCAGCUCGGCCCGGCCAUGAUGCUCAUCGCAACGGAUUCGGGCGACGUACCGCGUUCCGCACCAGGCGCAGCGGGCCCCGGCCCCCGCAAGCGUAUGGCGACAAUAGUGAUGAGACGGGGGGACGACCGAAAAGGGGAGUUUGCGCUUGCUGCCCUCUGGGGCGAAGCGGGUGCGUUCGUCGUCUCGGUCCUCCUCCUCAGUGACAGUGUCCGGGAACCCCACGCCCCGAUACACGAUGACCGCCUUCGGCUAGUGUUAUUCCAAGUGGACGCGUCGCCGGUGUUGGAUAACGUGCUAUCGAGUAGAACGGAGCAGACCUGGCAGGAGUGCCGCCGGGCACUGAUAAAUCUAGCGCGAACGCGUCCGGACUGCCUCUUCCUCUGCUUCUGGACGCCCGGCCACGCAGGGAUCAGUCCACACACGGAAGCCGACCUGCUACAAAAGCAGACACACCUACCAAGUGAACCGCUGGAAAGGUUCACGGACCUGCGCAUACCGCUCCGACAACUCCGCGCGUACGCAAGGGCGUGCCUCCGAGAGGAGAUCCUGGAAGUGGUGAAGAAGCGGGCGCGGGCAUCAACGACGGGCGCAUACCGGGGCUACAUAGCCGCGGAAGUCGGCGACGCGAGGAAAACGCUGCGGGGCCUCCCGGCGGCCAGCCAGCGUCUAGCCUGGAGCCUACUGUGCGGAGAUGGGAGAGACGCUGCCCGGGCAAGCGACUCGCGGGUAGGCAGCUCGUACAUCAAGUGCGGGCUUUGUGGCGAAAAGGUGUCAGCUGUGAUCGCGUUGUCGGUCAGCCAAGACCCCUCCCCGCCCGCGAUGGACGACGAAAGCUCUUCCGGGUCGAAUGGCAACGAUAGCGAGCUACUUAUCGACGAGGAGGAGAUGGGGGCGAUAGACACAGCGGCCGAAGAACUCGCAGGGGACGCAGACGCCCCAAAGAACACGGAGUUCGCAAACCUCGACCGCCAUGUUCUUUUGUCUCACUUCGCGCGGCACGUCCUCCUGUGUGAGUGCAAGAAGAUCCAAGAGGAGGUGCUGACGGUGUGCCCGGCGAUACCGACCUCACUAAACCUCCUCCGUAGGCCGGACAUCACAGUCCGCGCCUUCCUGACGAAGCUGGGCAUGGCCCCCCCGCCCGAAGGGGAAUGGCCGGUGAAACCGCGACAGAGGCCCGACAGAGACGACGUCCCGCCACCCGCAGAGGUGCAAGCAAACGUAAACAGAGGGGCGCAGACGUUUCACAACAUGAUCGAAAUGGCGGAAACGGCGCAGCCCCCGGCAAGCGCCACGCAGGAACCCAACCCACCGGUCGUUCCGCGGAACUUCGUUCCCGGGGCGGCGCACAGACUCUGCACCAGUGCGCCCGACCGAACCCAGCCCCAGGAGGGCGAUGUGCAGAGCCUUCUGGACACGCUGUUUUGGAUACCCCCGGACCGGCGAGCCCCAGGAACCACGACACGAGAGCGGCAGGGGCCGUACACGCGCCCCCAGCAGCUGGGGCACGCCCCCUCCCCCCCUGGACAACCAUCGAGCAGUCCUGGCGCAAUCCCCAAUACCACAUCAGGACGAAGCGCAAUCCCGGACCAGGGUGAUGAAGACCGGGAGGCCGACGCGGCAGAUGGCCUGGAAACGGGGCGGGCAGAAGUUUUAGCUGGCGGAGUAGUGCUUCGACUGGACCCGGUGACGGGCCUUCCCCUACCGCGAAGCGGGGGAAGCGGGGCGGCCGAGGAGGGCUUGCAGGACUCGCCAGACGCCAUCGCAGCUCAGGCUGCGGACCAAGACGACCUGACAAUGAUGGAGGAAGACGAAGACGCGCUCUAUACCUAACCUGCAUGCCUACCCAAAAUCUGCGUGCCUACCUAAAAACUUCCUAUACAGCUGCACCCAAAGGGGAGAAUGAUGCCACUUCUAGACCACGACCCGCCCACGGCCAAGGUUCGGGCCCGGGUCUUCGGCGACGCCGACUGGGAGUUCCUGACGAGCACGACGGAGAGCCCGCGAGGGAAGGAAGCGGAGUGCGGCGUAGAGAGGUUCAAGAAGAUGCGUCGUAGUCGUCUGGUUCUCCUCGUAGUUCUGGUUCGCGUCUGUUUUUGGUUUUUCGCUCCGGCCCCUUGUAUGACAAGAUGGACUGAUGAAAGAAAGGCGUGGUUGCCGCAUAGUUGCAGUCGGGGAAGACUGCGGGCCUGUGUCGUUGAAGGAGCCUAGUUUCUAGCAAGAAGAGAGAUGAAAGCGUAUUAAUCCCCUCAAAACAAAAAGAAGCGAAGAUCUGCCCAGCGUCCCGCUCGUCGUGUUGCAAUUUCUCGCUGCUGGGGAUCUGCUCCGCGGUCUCUGCGCGCGCUCCGGAAAAUGCUGUCCUUAUCCCGCCGAGCGGAGUCGGUAACUUCGGCGUUUUUCGCAAGGACAUUUGGGCAUAAUCGGGUAGACAGGUCGGCGGGUCUAGGACACUAACUCAAAAAGCCGCAUCACGACCGUCAAAACGACGCAGGAGUCCCUCCUGCGCCCUGAGGACCCCGACAUCCGAACCCGAGCCAGGAACCAGCCCGGCGCCACCAGUAACCCCAGCGACCUGAUUUCGCCCUACCAGCAUGCUGUCGCGGCUGGCGGCCGACGCCCGGUUUCACCUACGCCUCGAAGCUCCCGAUCCGUAGCCGGUCUGGAUGGGUUCACGCACUUCCGGUUGCCCCGAUACUGCUGCAGACCAGACAGCUACCGAUAGCUCCCACGCGACGAAUUCACGUGGCCACCGGGGAAAGUUUCCCGCUCGUCCUCAAUGCGCAGCUGCGGCGCCCUGUCCCCGUCUUUCUACACUCUCCUCGGCGCUUCAUCUAGAACUUGCUGUUGCCGAUUUUCUGAAAAGACUAUUCCAGAUAAGCCAUCCCCGGAAUGAAGGGGCCGCGCUCUGCCCCCACGAGCUUUCACUUGUGCGCGUUGGGGGUAGUUGUGCGUACAGCUCCUGCCUGGUCGGCUUUAUCUCCGGCUGGCACUCGAAAAACUAUCCUCCUAAAAGAUCCACUAAAUAAUAGAAAACUUCGUCCAUAAUGAGUAUGGAGAUGGUCUAGCCCGCAGCUCCUCCUAUCUGUUGCUGGUGACCUGGUCUGUUUUCUGACAUUAAGUGCUGCGUCGUCUAAUCUAUGGGUGCGAGUAGAUGUAUUAGUUCCCGGCGGGUGUCUCGCAGCAAUAAGGAAACUGGCAAGGAUAAGCAUCUGUCUGCGCUUGCAAUGCGCUGAUGGACUGUGCUCUGCCAAAUAGUGAAGUAAUUUGGACUACUCCAGUUCUGGUCCCGUUGCUGUAUAUUGUGCGCGGGUGCUGGGUGGAAAGGUCCAACAAAUAUGUUGGCGUGUGUGUGUGUGUGAGGAGGAAAGUUUGGAGUGCCAGGUCCGUUGGGCCCGGGGUGGCGGCGUCUUUGGGUUGAUCAAAUCACCCGAAACACAAUGCCAUCCCGUGUUGCACAGUCUGUUUAUGUCAUGCGUGACUCCCAAAACUCCUAGGUUUGUGCUGCAAAGUCCCCGUCUUGCCUCUGGUGUGGGGACGUUUUUGCUCAGGAUAUUCGGUGACGUCGGUGCUGUUGAACAUCGUUUUCGAAACGAUUCUGCUUCUCUACCUCUACGAUCAGGGAAGUAACUUCUUGGUGCUGCUCUUCUCGUUGGUUUCGAUUGUCAUUGAGUGCUGGAAAGUCACCCGGGCGAUGACGUUCGAUUGCUACUGGCUGUUCGGGAAAAUCCCCUUGCCGAAAAUGAUUUCGAACAGUGGGCGGAAGGUAUCCCACAGAAAAAAGCAGGCAGGGCACAUCUGUAAUGCAAAAACAAAUACACAGGAAAAUCUGUCAUGGGCAACCCCGUAGCGUGGUGUUUGAGAUACGCAGGACAGAUUUUUUUGUCUAUUUAUUUUUGCAUUACAAAUCUGACCUGCCUGCUUUUUUCUGCGGGAUAGAAGGAAGGAAGUCAGGACUGGGACUGGAUCGCGAUCAAGUAUUGCUUAUCAAAUGUAAAAAUGUCUGGGUUUGGAAACUUGUGAUGCUGGGUGGCGUCUCAUGAUGAGGCCACAAAUGCUGGCUCAGCAUGACAAGUUUCCGAGCUUCUAGGUGUUGCCUAUUGCUUGGCUCAUUUCUUGCUGCUAGUCCGUAGACUGAUGCAACCUUUCCGGGCACCAGGAUCGCACACGCGUGAUGAACUGGAGGAUGGAGUAGAGCUGCUUGAAGCAGUUUCUGAUUCUAUGUAGUCCAAAAAAUGUCGUAUUUGAAUUUCAAAAAAUCAUACUCCAGGUAUCUUUCCACCAUUUUCGGCCCCAUCGUCCUUUCCUACGCGAUAUCAACUGCAAAUAUGUCUGGGUCUGGGAGAUUGCGAUAUUUGCCAUGCUAGUCUGGUAUGACUCUGAAAUCUGUAUUGCGUGGCCGCGAAGAGCUCAUCUUACCUGUGAUGUAAAAAUGCAGUUUCUCAUGCGGAGUACGCAGCUCAGAACCACGGAAAAACUUGUCAUGCUUGGCAUCUGCGCAUGACAGAGUGCUCACUCUUCCCUUCCUUGCAUCACAAGUUUCCAGACCCAGACAUAUUUGCAAUGCAUACGCGACCUAUUCCCUGCUCUACGAGUGCCACAAAUCUUACUAUUCCUUCCUCCUCGAGACCGCGGCUUCCUGUGUCUACGCGGGUGGGUUCAUUUUGAUGACGCCCCAGCUUUUCAUCAACUACAAGUUGAAAUCCGUGGCGUUCCUUCCCUGGAAGCGGUUCAUUUACCGCGCGUUGAACACGUUUGUGGAUGACUUAUUCUCCUUUAUCAUCCGGAUGCCCACGAUGCACCGGAUGGGGUGCUUCCGCGACGACGUGGUGUUUUUCGUCUAUCUCUACCAGCGGUGGAUCUACCCCGUGGAUAAAAACAGACUGUUUGACGAUGAGGAUGAUGUGGGGGGAACUACAGGGGACGACGUUGUUGUUGAUCGUGGGGAACUACCCGUGGCAGCUCUUGAUGCAACAACAGCAAGAACUCUGCUUAAGGACAGUAAACUACAAGCAGGGUCUGGUGCUGAACAGUCCUCAUCAAAUCUGCACAAGCGAAAUGUUUAUAAGGGAGUUACGACAGGUGACAAAGAGGAGGAGGUCGAGCUGAGCAGUGCGGUAGCGGCAAGAAAGUCUGCCACUGAACAGUCCGAGGACGCGAAGAGGAAGUAGGAUGGGAGGUGGCCUCCAGCUCUUGACGUAGCACCGCCACAACUUUUUUACUACCCGCCUGGAACUUACCGCAUGAAAGUUGUGUUGUCUCUUCCCCAUAUUGUUUUUUAAAAGCGACACCAUGGAAUAUCUCACACUUCAUCUACAUUUUGCAAUGACGAAUGUAGUGUCGCAUUGCCCGAUACUCAUAAUCGCGCAAUGAAUAGAGAACGCAGGCGGGUCAGACUUUUGACUCGUCUCUUGUUUUUGUUUAUUCGAGGACUUCCAAGAAAAAUGAACGAGCUGUAUCCAACAUCGGGCGCAGCGCGAGCAUGAAAAUGAAGUAAAAGAGGAGCAUCCUAC